Messenger RNA from Alexandromys fortis (reed vole), 519 nucleotides. It is a transcript of the gene Exoc1l, whose product is annotated as exocyst complex component 1 like. The record is from RefSeq and is a predicted model, not a curated record. The transcript has 3 exons. The coding region runs from base 1 to 519 and encodes 172 amino acids. Lineage: Eukaryota; Metazoa; Chordata; Mammalia; Rodentia; Cricetidae.
AUGUCAUCGCUGGUGAAGGAAGACUUGGAGAAAAAACUGUUCAAGCCGCUGGCGCAGAAUCUCUGCGAGUUUAUUGAGAUCGAGUUCUCGGUUCAGGACAGGUAUUACCUCUGUGUGUCAGUGACCAAAACUGACGAAGUGAAGAUUAUCAUGGUGAAGCAUUACAGAGUAGGUCUAGAUGAAAAGUACGAAGUAACAAAGAAGUGGUCUUUGGAUGAUCUUCAGAUGAUUGACGGAAAAGAAGCUGAUACCGACAAUCCGUUUUUUGAUCUGCACUUCAAGAAAGUGUACAGCCUGGAGGCCUACAGCUGUGCCUCUAAGUACUCCUUUGCUCGAACGGUGAACCGGCUGAACCAUGUGUAUCUUAAGAAGGACUUGCACAUCGUCAACUUCGAUUCGACUUACAUCAACGAUGACUCCAUUUGGUCCUCCAACAACAAGGACUGCCUGGUCCUCAUGAGAAUAUGCUUUUAUGCUUUCAAUCUUGUGUGCUUGUCCCUAUGUCCCCUGCCACUUUGA